AUGCCGGGAUCACACCUCCGCGUCAGCCUGCCUCAUUUGCAAGUCGGCAGAUGCGGCCACACGAUGGCGAAAUCGGCUUACGGUGACGAAGCAGUGCUACAGCCGGUCGUCAUGUUGGACUGGGCAGCUCGUCGGGUCGAGCCGAUUGCAGAGCUGACGGUGUUUUCGGCUGUCCUC
Protopolystoma xenopodis is the source of this 177-nucleotide messenger RNA. The record is from the annotation of a GenBank genome assembly. NCBI's taxonomy places the organism in Eukaryota, Metazoa, Platyhelminthes, Monogenea, Polystomatidea, Polystomatidae.